Messenger RNA from Macroventuria anomochaeta, 492 nucleotides. RefSeq lists its product as uncharacterized. Lineage: Eukaryota; Fungi; Ascomycota; Dothideomycetes; Pleosporales; Didymellaceae. The transcript is spliced from 3 exons. The record is from RefSeq and is a predicted model, not a curated record. The coding region runs from base 1 to 492 and encodes 163 amino acids.
AUGCUUGUCAAGACCAUCAUCGCUGUGGCUGCCAUGGCCGGCUCCGCCCUUGCUGGGUUCGAUAUCAAGACCGGACAGACUGAGUGGUGGUACACCGACGAUGCAGAGUCCACAUCUAUUGUCAACGCCCUUUCGAAAGCCAUUGACAGCUAUGAGGCAGCACUCGAGACUCAAGCUGAUGUGAAGAGCGCACAAGGCGCAUUCUACACAUAUGCACGAACACGCGACGGUAUUCCAGACAUUGUUACCGCAACAGGUACAUCUUACACACAGUACACCACGCUUCCUGACUGGUACACAGCCAUGCCAGCAGACGCGCUCAAAGUCUUCGAGAGCGUCCGCAAGGAGGAGGACAAAAUUUGGUCGAGCGUUGUUCCUAAGGCCGCAAGAACGAGCGGUAGCCAGGGCGCUGCGCCUCAAGUAACUGGCAUGGGUGUCUACGCUCACGGUGCCAUCGCCGCUGUUGUAGGUGCUGUUGCCGUUGCCUUGUAG